AUGCGUCGUAAAAGUGAACGCACCGCCAGCAAGAAAAAAGCUUCUCCUGAGAAAAAGGAAAAAGUUGAGAAAGUAAAGCGUACGAGAACACGUCGUAGUCGCAAACAAUCUUCAUCGUCAGAAAGUGAGUCAGCUGAAGAUAAUGCUCCAAAGGAAACUAAGUGUGAGGUUAGCCAAACAGAAAAUACCACCCCGCCAAAAUCUUCUAAAGAAGAUAGUCCUGAAGAGUCACAAGAGCAAGUCUGGCAUGUUAAAGCAACCGAGACGUCGGGUGAUAUUGGUGAGAUUCAGAAGUUAAAAAUAUGUCUUGCUCGGCCGCCGUCUACUCCAGAAAGAGCAGAUAGAUCACCUAGAAGUAAAAGGAAGCAUUCUCGAGCUACAAGUUCUAGUGAUACUCAAAGUGUUGAAGGAGAGGAAAAAAAGAAAUCAAAACAUCGAUCUAAGAGAUUAACCGAGUCAAAGGACGCUGGUGAUACAAGUAAGGAAGAUCAUGAUGAAGCAGAUGCUGCACCACAAGCUUCUGCAACAUCUGAACCAGAAUCUACCGAAACGAAUACAGAAGUUGAAAGUUCGGAGUCAAAUAAACCUGUAACAGAUGAGGCGCCUAUGUCAACUACCAAUGAAGAAGUAAAAGACGACAAUGUUGAAUCAACUGAAUGUAAAGAAAAUGAGGCAAGUCACAAAAGUGAAGUGACAGAGGAUACUGAUACACAAGAAAAGCCAUCUGAUGCUGAUACAACAGUUGUUUCACCUAAGCCAGUUGACAAUAUUGAGGAAGGUACAACUUUAUCUCCUAAAAUCCCAGAGAGAAAACGAAGUAUGUCAGCUGAAAAGUCGGAAAUUUUAGAACUACAUGCAGAGGAUAGCAGAUGUGAAUCAUCAGAAAUAAGCAUCAAUGAAUCACAGGAAAUAGAUUCAAAAGAAACAAAUCAGGAAAAAGACAAAAGCGAUUUGGUGACAAGUGAGGUAAGUAUUAAUGAGAAUACAACUGAAAUUUCAGGGAACACAGAGUCUAAUAAUAAGGAUACAAUAAGUACUAAUACAAAUGAUGUUGUAGAGAGCACUAAAAAUGUAGAACCUGAAAAAGAAACUAUUCCAUCAGAUUUAAAUAAAGAAGAGGCAACUAAGGAUUCGGAAAAUACAGAAGAGAGUAAAAAGCUUGAUGAAGACAGCAAACAAAAUGCUCAAGAAAUUACCAAUGAGCAAGCACCACCAUUAGUGAUCAACAGAAAACGAAGAUGGGGUUCUCGUCCAAGCAAACUUUCAACACAAAAAUCUAUAACUAUUUCCACUGACAUUCUUAAAGAAAUAAUACCUGAUGUAAAGCCAACUGAAUUUGAUGAAGUAAUCGAGGAAAAAAAGCACAAGAGAGUAGAGGUACCAGAUAAAAUUGAUAGACCAGUUUUACCAAAGAUUGUUAUUGACAAUACAGAACAUGUUGAAAUGAAUAACAAGGAUAAAAAUAUAGAAACUGGAGAUAAGGAGAAUUUUAAGUCAAAAGAAACAAAUCUUGCAUCUAUGCGGAAAAUUUCUAUUGUUAAAGAUAAUGAUAGCAUUAUAACUAGACCACCCAGUCCUCCGAGACACAAACAGUCAAGCAUUUUGUAUAUAACCAAUUUAGUGAGGCCAUUUACGCUUCCUCAGUUGAAGAAUCUAUUACAAAGAACUGGUAGAAUCGCUGAAAAUGGAUUUUGGAUUGACAGAAUUAAAUCAAAAUGUUUUGUGAAAUAUGAAUCUGAAGAUCAAGCAGUUGAAACAAGACAUGCAUUACAUGGAGUGACAUGGCCUGUGUCUAAUCCUAAAACAUUACAUGUUGAUUUCUCAACCCAGGAUGAUUUUGAUAAGGCAAAAGCUAAUGAAGAUACGGAUAAUGCUCAACAUUCAACUAUCCCUGGAACAGUUGAGGAUUGGCUGCGUGAACAAGAUAUGAAAAGAGAAAAAGGAGAAUUGAUGUUAAAGGAAAAACCAUGGGAAAGGAAAGCAGCUAUGCGUGAAUGGGAUGUUGGGAAGAAUGAAAAAGACAAAGAAGUUGGACGUCAAGACAAAAUUUUGAGAGAGGAGCGGCCGCUAGAAAAGAGAAGACAUCACACUCCUGAAAGGAGUCCUGAACCAGCUAGAAAAUUCAAAAAGAAGGAAGAGGAGGCACCUGCAAAACUGUUGGAUGAUUUAUUUAGAAAGACAAAAACUACACCUUGCAUAUACUGGCUACCGCUGUCAGCUGAAACUAUUGCAAUAAAAGAGGAACAAAGGCGGCAACACAUGGCCGAGCAUGAGCGGCGGCUCCAGGAGCUGCGACGUACCCACCGCAGACAC
Brenthis ino (lesser marbled fritillary) is the source of this 2313-nucleotide messenger RNA. The record is from the annotation of a GenBank genome assembly. Lineage: Eukaryota; Metazoa; Arthropoda; Insecta; Lepidoptera; Nymphalidae.